Molecule: messenger RNA, 2814 nt
Organism: Oxyura jamaicensis (ruddy duck)
Lineage: Eukaryota; Metazoa; Chordata; Aves; Anseriformes; Anatidae
Gene: BEND2
Product: BEN domain containing 2
Exons: 14
Coding region: 466-2547 (693 amino acids)
Molecular function (GO): DNA binding
Source: RefSeq, a predicted model, not a curated record
CGGCAGCCUCCGCCGCUCGCCUCGCACAAGUCGCUUCCGUUUCCAACGCCGCAUUCCGGCCACACCUGCCCGUGCCCGAGCCCCGGCUCGCUCCGCCGCCCCAGCGAGGCCCUCCCCCCGCGCCGCCAUGUCGGCUCACCUUGUCUGUUAUGUCCCCGCUACCUGAGAGUUCCUCUCCCACCCUUGCACUUGGGUCCCUAUCAAUAUUGUCUUCUGGACACAGAGAAGAGUGUGGGGAAGGGAUCACUUCCAGACAGUUUUGGUUGAGUGAUCCCUAGCAGGCAGAAGAAAUCAUCCCAGGAGGAGUCUAAUAGAGCACAAGUUAAUUACAGAGUGUGGCAGUUUGUGGUUUCUUCUUGAGAGACAGAUAGAUACUUGAUAUUGUUUGGUGCUAUAUGUAUACCAUUACCCAGUAUUGCUAGCACUUCCUAGAAGCAUCAGAAAUACUCAGAAUUGCUUACAGGAAUGAGUUUCGGUUUCUUCAAGUUUACGGAUUACGACUCUGUGAACGUUGAGGAUGAUGUUGAAGCAGUAAUUAUUGACAAUUCUGAAACAGAAGAUGGAGAAAAUGGGCUGUCCACACAAAGCUGCGUGUCAAUGGAACAAAGCUCUGAAGUAAACAGUAACGUUCACCAUGUGGCUCAACUCGCGUAUGGAAGCGAAGGCUUAUCAGUCCUGACUGAACGAGUGCCGUCACAAAUGAGCCAUUCUGCCAGCAUGCAGAGAGGAAACGGUCACGUGCCUGAAAUUGUGUUUUUGCAUAAUAAAAGAAAACGGCUUGCCCCUACUCUAGUGGGACAGAAUGUGAUGAGAACCAGGGAAGGAGAGUAUGAAGACAGUGACAGUGUCAUUUAUGAGUAUGAACCAGAUUACGAAUGUGGGAGUAUUGUAUCCGAAGCUUCCUACAUUGGAGAUCAGCAGAAAACUCUUAUGGAGGUCCUCAGUUAUUGCCAGGCCAUGUAUGAUGCCAUUCAGAAACUGGAUAAAAAGCUUGACCUUCUACAUCGAAAGGUUUCAGAAAUGCAGCAUACUCGUGUGAGGCCACUGUUGCUCAAACCUAAACCAGUUGGAUUUACAUACAGAAGUUCCAGUCAUUUGCCCCAAGGAAGAAUAAGAGUACAAAAAUCCAUGGAAAGGGAAUCAAGUCUUCAGUUCUCUUCACCAGGCCAGGGAAUGCAUAACCCAGUCAUAAGGGUCGCUUUACAAAAUGGCCAUGUUCAGGUCAAUUCCACAAUAAAAAGUGUUCAACAGAGUGUUCAGAUUGAACCACAGCAGCCUGUUCUUAGGCAGAGCCCUCCACUUCCCACCAUAGUUUCUACACAUUCAUUGCAAUCACCAUUCACAGCAGCUAACAGCAUCCCUGACCUUCCUCCGCAAUCAAAUCUUUCAGCCAGUGUUGUGGAAAGUACUGUCAACAGUGCACCUUCCUCAGUGGCAUCCUCAGUGAUGCCAGCACCAUCUGAGACCAGCCUGGGGAAUAAAGCUGUGGUGGUGAACUACAGAAAUGCAUCCGGGAGUGUGAACAUUAGCAAGGAACUGCCAUCUUCUUCGGUCUCCAUCCAUCCAAGCUUUGAGUAUGUUGGUGACCCGGUGAGAAAUGUGAAAGUUCUUGGAAACUAUUUGAUGAAAGCUCGGCAAAAGACUAAACCAAAGUACGCAGCUCGCUACUUAGUUCGUGUCUUGUUCCCCAAGGAGACCUUACUGUGUAGCAUUAUGGGAGUGAGUGCACGGGGGCGCAGAACAUUGGAUCCUAACAAAAUUGCUGCAAUUAGAGAGUUUCUUGCAACUAACUUCCCAAACUAUGACUUGAGUGAAUAUGGAAAAGACUGGAAAACCUGUAUUACAAAUGUCAAUGCUAUGAUCCGCUGUUUACGCUCUGAAACAAAAAUAAACCCAAUAGCUGAUGGGAAAGAAAAAUUAGCCGACACUCCAGAUACAUCUCUUUGUGUAGAUUUAAAUUGUAGUGAAGAUAGUGGAGGGAGUUCUCAAAACCCUCAGAAAAUGACCAUUUCCACAACUGACAGUCUGCAGAACUCAGGAUGGGAAAAGUUUCCAGAACCUUUUCACACACCUUCAGUCAAGAAACUGCAGUCUUUGGAACCCAUGGAACUACUUGGAAGUCCAUGGCGCAACGUCCAGCUGCCUUUCUCAGUCAUUUACGUGGCUAAGGGGAAGUCUCGGCCGGAGUUGUCAGCUCGCUACCUAAUCCGUCAUCUGUUCACUGAAGACGUGCUGGUGAAGAGCAACGUAUACGGUAACCUUGAACGUGGCAUGAGUCCACUGGACUGCAACAGGAUUAAUGCUCUCAGAGAUUUUCUUCAAGAGAACUACCCAUCCUUUGAUCUAAAGGAAACUGGAUAUGAUUGGAAGGCAUGCGUGGCUGCCAUAAACAGCACAAUCCGCAGUCUCAGACACGACCAUAAAAAGGCUAUAGCUGGAAUCAACAGGAGAAUCUUGGCAAGGCCACCAUUAAGUGACAAGAGUCCCCCACAGAGUCCAACUUCCGUAAAGCCAUGUGGAAGUGACACUAUCAAUCUUGCAGACUGAAGAUCUCUUAACAGCAGACCCAAAUCUUCAUUUAGCAGGUUUUGAUAAAUCCCACGUAGGCAGCAGCACUAAAUAUCAUAUUUCAUGAGACCAAAGUUGGCAGUAGACUUAGGAACCCCAAGUCUUUGUAGAAGUAGCAUUUGUGCUUCUCAGAGAUGAAUUCCAUCGUUUCCUGUAGCGGUUGUAAUGUGCUGUCCCCUGAAAGCACUUUCUUUUCAUGAUUAAAUGACAAUGAAAGAUUAAUUUGAUUACAGAAGAUGGAUUGCA